AGCCGGGGGCCGGGCUGGGGGCCAGGGUUGGGGCCGGGUUGGGGGCUAGGGUCGGGCCCCAACUCCGGCCUUCGCACCGAGCGCGCAUGCGCGCCCUCUCGCGCAGCGUCCGUUUAACGGCCGCGCCGCGGGCUGAGGUGGCGGUUCUGGGUCGUUUUCCUUUCGCUUCAGCAGGUUCCUCACUGGGUGAGGUGGCAUGAAGAGACGUGUCGUCUCCCUCUUCGCCUCCCUCUUCGCCCCGGGUGCCGGCCGUUCUCUGCCGUGGCGGUUGAAAGCAGUGCGGGACAGGUGUGUGUGGAGGGCAGUGCAAUGGCUGUCGCAGUAAAAGAUUGCCUGGAGCUCCAGCUGCUGGAAGUGGAAAUGCUCCUUUCAAUGUUUCCCAAAAAGGGUGAAAUAAAUCUGGAUGAGGAUGCUGUGCCCAGCGUGCAACGCUACCUGAGAAACAGUGAUGGACGUCUGCCCCCGCAGCUCGAAUAUUCAAUUGCUGUUGAUGUAGGGGAGCCAAAGGUAAAAGUGGAAUUGCAGGUACUGCUGCCUCAUAUGUAUCCUCAUGUAGCUCCUCAGCUUUUUGCAAGAUCAGAUGCGCUGCACAGACAGCAACAGUUGCAGCUCAACACUGAUCUGGCUUCUCACAUCAGCUCUUUGGAUUCAGGUGAAGUGUGUGUAUACGAAGCUGUGCAAUGGGUGAAAGACAACACCUUGCCUUACGUGGAAAACAGUAAGAUCUCUUCUGAAAGUGCUUCAAAAGAAGUUGUAGUUAAAGAAACACUGCAUCGCAUGUGGAUCUACAGCCACCAUAUAUACAGGCAGGAAUUGAGAAAAAAGAUUUUUGACUGUGCAAAGAAGUUAAAUCUGACUGGUUUCUGCCUAACAGGAAAACCCGGUGUCAUCUGUGUGGAAGGACUCAGAGAAAACUGUGAAGAGUUCUGGCGUGUUAUUAGGUAUCCCAACUGGAAGCAUAUUUCAUGCAAGCAUGUGGAGAACAUAGAAACAGAGAAGAGCAUUGAUACUCUUCGUCUCUUUUGUGCUUUUGAAGACCUACAGUUUCAGGCGCAUGGUGAUUAUGGCCUGAGGAAUGACUAUCACAUGGAUCUUGGACAGUUCCUAGAAUUCUUGAAACAACAUCAAAGUGGACAUAUUUUUCAGAUUUUAUUUGGUGUCGAAGGCAAACUUUCAGACAAGUAAGAGAAACUGUGUAAGGAGUUCUAGUUUUGGACAGCAAGAGGUAACACUAACAUUGAAAUACCGUGCCUUAUAGCUACUGUGGAAAGAGAAACUGUUUAACAUACGAGAAGAAUGGUUCAAGUAGUUGAGCUUCUGUUCUGAAUUGCCAUAUAUUUUUCAGAGGUGUUUACUUAUUUUCUGAGACCCUAAAACUGGCAUUUGUCACUGUGAGCCAUGCCUCAAAGUGCUUGCAAGGUGAUAAAAAUCCCACACUGUAGUAUCCUGAA
Chroicocephalus ridibundus (black-headed gull) is the source of this 1451-nucleotide messenger RNA. RefSeq names its product RWD domain containing 2A (gene RWDD2A). Gene Ontology annotation, molecular function: protein binding. The coding region runs from base 310 to 1185 and encodes 291 amino acids. The record is from RefSeq and is a predicted model, not a curated record. Lineage: Eukaryota; Metazoa; Chordata; Aves; Charadriiformes; Laridae. The transcript has 3 exons.